Candidula unifasciata is the source of this 2361-nucleotide messenger RNA. Lineage: Eukaryota; Metazoa; Mollusca; Gastropoda; Stylommatophora; Geomitridae. The record is from the annotation of a GenBank genome assembly.
AUGAAACAUCCUGGGGUGAGCUUGAUUAUACUGACAAUUUUAUCAACUGCAGCUCCUGGAUGUGUAACUGGAAGAGAUUUUCCACAGCUGAGACAUAUUAAAGCCCGGGCUUCACCAGCAGCACAGGCUGAGGCUGCACAAGAGUUAAUUGUCCGAUUAAUUGGAGCUCGAGCGUCUUUGUUUACUGUGAAGGUUAAUGAGAGCAUCGGACCUGUAGAUUGUGAUACUUUUGAGCUGAGCUCUGCUGCUAAUGGACAUAUCCAGAUUACUGGAACCACGGGUGUUGCUGUAGCCAUGGGUUUCUACUAUUACCUCAAGUACUUCUGCAGUGGACAACGGACCUGGGCAGGACAGCAGACACAGUUGCCGGAAAUCCUGCCUGUUAUCAACAGUCCAAUGAAAAUCACUACAAAUGACAAGUUCCGCUACUACCAGAAUGUCUGUUCCCAGAGUUACACAAUGGCUUUCUGGAACUGGACACGAUGGGAGCAGGAAAUUGAUUGGAUGGCUUUGCACGGAAUUAAUUUACCACUUGCAUUUGUUGGUCAGGAAGCCAUCUUUCAGAAGGUGUUCUUAACCCUGGGUUUGACACAAGCAGACUUGGAUGAAUAUUUUACAGGGCCAGCAUUUUUAGCUUGGGCACGGAUGGGUAAUAUUGAGCACUGGGGAGGUCCGUUGCCUCAGACAUGGAUUGCUAAUAAAAUGUUGCUCCAGCAGAAGAUACUCAAUCGCAUGCGCUCUCUGGGUAUGAUUCCAGUGCUACCUGCUUUUUCUGGGCAUGUACCAAGGGCUCUUACUAGAGUUUUCCCUGAUGCCAAUGUCACACGUUUGCCAGCUUGGAAUACAUUUAACACAACAUAUUCAGGAACUUAUCUCCUAGAAUUUCAGGAUCCAUUGUUCAUUGGGAUUGGACAGUUAUUUAUUGAAAUUAUGACAGAAGAGUUUGGGACAGAUCAUGUCUAUAACUGUGACACUUUCAAUGAAAUGAAUCCUGUAUCCAAUGACCCAUCAUAUAUAAGUGCUGCUGGAAAAGCAGUUUUUGAAGGCAUGCUGGCUGGUGAUCCACAAUCAGUUUGGUUGAUGCAGGGUUGGCUUUUUGAGGACUAUCUGUUCUGGCAACCCACUCAAGUCAAAGCAUUAGUAACAUCAGUACCUCUGGGUCGUAUGAUCAUUCUUGAUCUGUGUGCUGAAACCCUUCCAGUUUAUCAGAGAGUCCAAUCAUAUUAUGGUCAGCCUUUUAUUUGGUGCAUGCUUCAUAACUUUGGAGGCACAAUGGAACUGUAUGGAGCUGUGGACAACAUCAACAAGGGACCAUUCAUUGCACGAGCAUUCCCCAACUCUACAAUGAUUGGAAUAGGUCUGGCACCAGAGGGAAUCCAUCAGAACGAGGUCAUUUAUGAGUUUAUGACCGAGAACGCCUGGAGAACGGCACCCAGAGAUGUUCAACAGUGGGUUGUGUCAUUUGCCCAGCAGAGGUAUGGAGUCAAUAAUACUGCAUUAAAUACCGCAUGGCAACUUUUGAUGAAGAAUGUCUACAACUGCACUGACAAUCAUCUAGACAUAGAUUAUGUAAUUUUAACAAGAAGACCUUGGCCACAUUACAGCCCAGAGAUAUGGUAUAAUCCAGAAGAGUUGUUUGCAGCUUGGGGUGGCUUUAUUAAUGCCUCACUGCAGGUGGUAGAAACUCCCCUUCUUCAGGUCAUUGCUAAUGCCGUCUAUGCCUCUAUAAUAAAUGCAUUCAACAAUAAAAACAUCACUGCAUUGCAACAAGCUGGACAGAAUCUGACGAGUCUUCUGAAUGACAUGGAAAUCUUGUUGGCUUCAAGUGAACGUUUCUUGGUAGGCCACUGGAUUGCAGAAGCCAAAUCUUGGAGCAACUCCACAAAUGAAACACUGCUUUAUGAGUACAAUGCACGAAAUCAGAUUACACUCUGGGGACCAAAUGGAGAGAUUCAUGAUUAUGCUUCCAAACAGUGGUCUGGAGUGACAGCAGAUUACUACAUUCCAAGAUGGCAGUUCUUUAUUCAGUGGCUUAAACAGUUGAUCCAAAAUGGCAGCAAAUGGGAUGACAAUUUGUUUGGGGAACAUGUGAUGCAGAAAGUAGAAGCACCUUGGACACUUCAGACCAAAGUCUAUCCAACAGAAGCCUUAGGUAGUACAAUUCAGAUAGCUACCUACUUUUAUGAAAAAUAUAAACCAGCUAUUCAAGACCCAGUUAACAAAGCUGUAUGGGAGGCCAGCAGCAAGAAACUCGACAAUCUGCAACACCUAAAUGCCAAAACAAUUGACAAGCUACAACACCCUUAUUCUAGCAGACUGCCUUUAUUUUACAGAAAACAGCAAGGAAGAAAAUUGUAUUAA